AGACCUUCAUUUGCUGAUUGCUCUGUCGGGGAACUACCAGGGAACCUCACAUCGCUGAUUAAUGGCACCUGCGAGACCAAUGCUAAUGUACCAUGUAAUACAGUGUGCAUGUUUAAGUGUGACGCAGGAUACACCAUCACUCACAAUGAAUCCAUCAUCUGUAAAAUAGGAAUGUUUACACCUGACAUUCCAUCGUGCAAUGAGACGGAUGAAUGUGCUUCUAACCCGUGUGUUAACAACGGUACAUGUGUAGAUCUCUUAAAUGACUAUAAUUGUACCUGUGUACCUGGAUAUGAAGACAAGAACUGCCAGAACGUUACCGUAUCAUCUACCGGUACUCCAGCUUCUAACACUCCAACGGCAUCGGUGUCUUCACCAUCAUCAACCCCCUCAUCGACAGAACCUGUGACCGUACCAUCUACCGGUACUCCAGCUUCUAACACUCCAACGGGAUUGAUGUCUUCACCAUCAUCAACCCCCUCAUCGACAGAACCUGUGACCGUACUAUCUACGGGUACUUCAGCUUCCAACCCUCCAACGGCAUCGAUGUCUUCACCAUCAUCAACCCCCUCACCGACAGAACCUGUGACCGUACCAUCUACCGGUACUUCAGCUUCUAACCCUCAAACAGAAUCGAUGUCUACAUCAUCAUUAUCCUCAACCCCCUCACCGACAGGAUCUGUGACCGUACCAUCUACCGGUACUUCAGCUUCUGACCCUCAAACAGAAUCGAUGUCUACAUCAUCAUUAUCCUCAAACCCCUCACCGACAGGAUCUGCGAUUGUAUGUACAGUGCCGCUGGAUGUAACUAAUUAUACGAGCUGUAAGGGGAGCGUCUUACCUCUGACAAUUUGUGACUUCAAUUGCAAUGAAACUGGUAACGCCAGUGUUCUUAAUGUCACGUGUAACGCCACGGGAUCAUGGAUUGAAGUACUUCUUACAUGUGGAAGUUUCGGCGUAAAUGCCACGAUCAUAAUUGAUACUCAAGGCACAGGAAGAAAAAGACGCGAAACUUUUCCCUUGGACAAUCAGGAUGUUCUAACAGUCCAAGAAACGUUUGAAUCGGCAAUACUCAGGAUUCCUACAACAUAUCUUGUUAACGUGACAACCAUCAACGCUCAGAGUUUGUCAAACAGCCAGAUGCAAAUGAACUUACUCAUAGGCGUCAUGUACACGUCAGAUGUAACUGUUGAAAGUUUGAUAGAACAGAUCGAAGAAGCUCUUCUAGCAGUGGAUGAAUUCAGCGUUGUUUCAAUUGAUGUAACAGAUCUGGACGCACUCUGUUCCCCCACGCCCUGCAAGAACAACGGCGAGUGCAUGGUUGACUAUAACACCUUUGACUUCACUUGCGACUGCGCCAGUGGAUACUCCGGGCCCCAAUGCAUUAACUCUUCUAACGUCGUACUCCUUGCUAUUCUAGUCCCUAUCACAAUUGUCAUCCUCCUCUUCAUCAUCUUCUUCGUCGUCCUCAUCGUUUACUAUCGUGUUCGUCUCCACAAACUAGAAGGGUAUAAAAAGAGACCGUUUCAUUACGACACGAACGCUCGUCGAUAUGAAGAUGGCAUGCAGCAGUUGUACUUCACAGAAGAUAGGAGACACCAACAUCAGGACCCAGAGACCUUCAAGAACAGCGCUAUGGGCCUUCGAUUCAGUAAAGAAAUCAAUGCUCGUAUGCAAGAGAGAUCUCAACAGAUGGAAUUACAAGGGCAUCACCCAUCAGCAUCUCAACAUGAUCCAACAGGUAGGCAUCGAAGUCGAACGGACCCGAUACAGAGUGGACGAAGCCUUCACGACCGACCAGUGACAGGCGACCAAGGAUUCCAGGGACAUCGCUCAAACGGUAUGCGCAGUCGGGGCAAUCCUUCCCUGAGUCACGAGACGGUCAGCAGCAGCAGCGUAGUCUACAACAAGGCGGCCAGAAGGAGCGUGAAUGAUAGGAACAUGGUCUCUUUAGGCAGAUCGAGAAACGGGAGUAUGCCGUCUGAUGUGUACGUAGCUAACGGUUUUCACGACACACGUCUUUAAAACUGGGCUCUGUACAAGCCCAUCAAAUCAAUAUCCCUACCAAAAUUGGAUCACAGGAGAGACCUUUCGGAUUGAUUGCAAAAUUCCUGAAUCCGGCUGUAACUUUCUGGGAUAGUUGUAUAAUUUUGAUUCAUGUACCUUAGGGAUGCGCUGAACAAUACUGGAAACUUUUCAUUUUUAAUUGAGGUUUUGUAUUAAAAAACGAUAUUUAUACCCGCCUUUGAAUUAAACCUAGAUAUUCGCAAUCGUUUCUUUUUUAAAAGAUUAUGUUUAUCAUAUACAUAUCAAUUUUCAAAACUAGUUUUGAUUUCGUUAUGCAGAUAUUAUAAUCAAUAUAUUACUGGGUGUUUAAUAAGUUGUUCAAAUGUAUUCUAUUUGUACACAGAAUAUUUUUUUAACAUGUAUUUGUAUUUUCUUUUGUUUACAUUAAGCUAUCUUUAUAUAAUGGAUGUUUAUGCUCUUCAUACUCUGCUCCUGUACUGUUAUUUAAUACCAAUGUGGCUAUCUCUUGAUUUAGUCUCUUUUACUUUAGUUUUGUGUAAAUCCAUAUUUAUGGUGAAUGUGUAUUUAUUUUAGCUUCAAAAUGAAUAACAAAACGAACACUACAAUAGUGUGCUCUGGUACACGUCAAGACUUACAUCACAAUCAAAUUAAAGAGUUCAUAACAUUACAAUAACAAUAACUGACAUAUAAAUCAUAUCGUCAAGUAGUGGAGAGACAGAUGGGGGCAAGGGCUAACCGGUUUUUUUCACGUUUCCUUCAAAAUCAAGACAAGUGAAUAAAAACCGACCUUUUCCACGUAAUCCAUCAUCUAAAUUUGACUUGAAGGAUUUUGCGAGGAGGCAGAAUAAUUUCUUUCAGGUUCGAGCAAGUGCCUCAUCAAGGUAAUUCCAUUAUAUGCGUCACAUCAGACAGGUGAAGAAAAAUCCCUUUUAGGCUAAGGAGUGCCAUUUGUCUGCCGCCCCAGAAUUCGGUAACUUUUCAAUCUGAAAUAUUAUUUAAUCUAUACAAAGAAAGACUUACAAUCGAUACUUGAUAUAAGUUUUGUAUCAGGUUCUGGCUUACAACGUAAUGCAUUGUUCCUUCAUAUUAGUGGUAGGAUAAGUAAAUUAUAUGUUUUAGGAUUAGAAGAACAAAAAUGCAUAGUAGACAUUUGAGUUGUAAUUCUAACCUAUAUUCAGGUAUUUUGUAUUUCUUCUACAUAUACAUGCUUUUACACAGGCACUUUUUCAUCCAUGAAUAAAUUAAAUAGAAGUAGCUGAGUUUUCAUGCUAUGAUCGGCUGUUGGAUCGGGUGACA
This is a messenger RNA of Strongylocentrotus purpuratus (purple sea urchin), 3324 nucleotides long. Its product is annotated as mucin-17-like. The record is from RefSeq and is a predicted model, not a curated record. Lineage: Eukaryota; Metazoa; Echinodermata; Echinoidea; Camarodonta; Strongylocentrotidae. Gene Ontology annotation, molecular function: calcium ion binding. The coding region runs from base 109 to 2025 and encodes 638 amino acids. The transcript has 14 exons.